This is a messenger RNA of Eimeria maxima, 714 nucleotides long. RefSeq lists its product as hypothetical. The transcript has a single exon. The coding region runs from base 1 to 714 and encodes 237 amino acids. Lineage: Eukaryota; Apicomplexa; Conoidasida; Eucoccidiorida; Eimeriidae. The record is from RefSeq and is a predicted model, not a curated record.
AUGGCCGAUCGGGAGGCUCACUCUCCCAUUUUGAAGGCCAGCGAGGCCUCCGGAAAGGAGAGUCAGCCUCUGCUCCCUAAGAAGGCCAAAGCAUCAGCUACGUACAAGCAAUUUUGCUGUUGCUCUCUGGGGACAUCUGUGACGAUAUGGGCGGUCUUCCUACUGGCAUUUUCCACCUAUGUCCUUUUCGAUCCCAAUGUUUCCGGUGCAGCAUACACAGCCGGUGGGGUGGUAGGGAUCAUCACCGCAAGCCUACUACUCUCUGCAAUAGGAAAGGCAAAUGCUUUCCCUGCUUUUGUGGCAGUGUACACUCAAAUCGCUCUGAACAUCAUAUGGGCCCUGCAGCUCGGCCUCACCAUUUACCUCUACUGGAGAGUCCAGCAAGAUGCUCAUGACAGAUCAACCUAUACAAUCGCUACAGCUGGCUGGCGGCAGCAUGGAGGCCUGGGACGAAUGCCUGCAGCUCGCCUCCUAAUUGUUGACCUACCACUGAGCGUCGUCCUAUGCGCUCGCAUUGCCCUGCUGGGGACACUUCUGCUCGUGUCUCAUGCCAACCUGCAGGUCCUAUGGAGCUUCUACCGUGUUCUGCAAGCUGGAGGGACCACUUUCGAAUAUAAAUCUGCAGAAGAAAUCGAAGAGCAGGUUCUUCAAGCCCAGCUCCCCAGCCUGCCGUCCGCAUCACCUACGCCGCGGCCGUGGAGCCUUCCAGCGUAA